Molecule: messenger RNA, 7403 nt
Organism: Apodemus sylvaticus (European woodmouse)
Lineage: Eukaryota; Metazoa; Chordata; Mammalia; Rodentia; Muridae
Gene: Sox5
Product: SRY-box transcription factor 5
Exons: 18
Coding region: 421-2571 (716 amino acids)
Biological process (GO): positive regulation of chondrocyte differentiation; regulation of transcription by RNA polymerase II; cell fate commitment
Cellular component (GO): nucleus
Molecular function (GO): DNA-binding transcription factor activity, RNA polymerase II-specific; RNA polymerase II cis-regulatory region sequence-specific DNA binding
Source: RefSeq, a predicted model, not a curated record
AGAGAGAGAGAGAAAGAGAGGGACAGGCGCGCACACACACACACGCGCGCGCACACCCCACACAAACACACCCCGACACAGACACACACAGAGUGCAAAAGGCGAGCCGCCCCAUCCCGUCUCCAGGGUUCUCCGAGGCCCCCGCCCGCUGCUGCGCAUCCCGCGUCAGAGGAGCGAUUAACCAGACCCGGUAAGACACUCCAAGCUGUUGUGGUGCCAAGAUCUACUUCCAAAGGACCCUUAGAAGUCUUGGACAAGCCUCCCACAUGUGGCAGGUGCUGUACUGGAUGCUGUUGACCCAAAGAUGAUGAUGAGGAUGCUCCUGUCCACAAGGAGUUAGCAAGCCGGUAAGGUGUUACCAGAACAGAAAGCAUCGAGGACAUCCGGAAGUAGGAGAGAUUGAUCCGGAGGCUCACCAGGAUGUCUUCCAAGCGACCAGCCUCUCCGUAUGGGGAGACAGAUGGAGAGGUAGCCAUGGUGACAAGCAGACAGAAAGUGGAAGAGGAGGAGAGUGAGAGGCUCCCAGCCUUUCACCUUCCCUUACAUGAAGUCGAUGGCAAUAGAGUUAUGUCUUCAUUAGCUCCGUACAACUCAUCUACCUCACCUCAGAAGGCGGAAGAAGGUGGGCGACAGAGCGGCGAGUCGGUGUCGAGCGCAGCCCUGGGGACUCCUGAGCGGCGCAAGGGCAGCUUGGCGGACGUGGUGGACACCCUGAAGCAGAGGAAGAUGGAAGAGCUGAUCAAGAACGAGCCGGAAGACACUCCCAGUAUUGAAAAGCUACUCUCCAAGGACUGGAAAGACAAGCUUCUGGCAAUGGGAUCAGGGAACUUUGGAGAAAUAAAAGGGACUCCUGAGAGCCUCGCUGAGAAGGAGAGGCAGCUCAUGGGGAUGAUCAAUCAGCUGACCAGUCUACGGGAGCAACUCCUGGCUGCCCACGAUGAGCAGAAGAAACUGGCCGCGUCUCAGAUAGAGAAACAGCGUCAGCAAAUGGAGCUGGCCAAGCAGCAACAGGAGCAGAUCGCGAGGCAACAGCAGCAGCUUCUGCAGCAACAACACAAAAUCAACUUGCUUCAGCAACAGAUCCAGCAGGUUCAAGGUCAGCUGCCGCCAUUGAUGAUUCCCGUGUUCCCCCCUGACCAGCGGACCCUCGCAGCAGCUGCCCAACAAGGAUUCCUCCUUCCUCCUGGUUUCAGCUACAAGGCUGGGUGCAGUGACCCCUACCCUGUUCAGCUGAUCCCAACCACCAUGGCAGCUGCUGCAGCAGCGACCCCAGGCUUAGGCCCACUCCAGCUGCAGCAGUUCUAUGCUGCCCAGCUAGCUGCAAUGCAGGUCUCUCCAGGAGGGAAGCUCCUAGGCCUACCCCAAGGCAACCUUGGUGCUGCCGUGUCUCCUACCAGCAUUCACACAGACAAGAGCACAAACAGCCCACCACCCAAAAGCAAGGAUGAGGUGGCCCAGCCACUGAACCUAUCAGCUAAGCCCAAGACCUCUGAUGGCAAAUCACCUGCAUCACCCACCUCUCCUCACAUGCCAGCUCUGAGAAUAAACAGUGGGGCGGGCCCCCUCAAAGCCUCUGUCCCAGCAGCAUUAGCUAGUCCUUCAGCAAGAGUUAGCACAAUAGGUUAUUUAAAUGACCACGAUGCUGUCACCAAGGCAAUCCAAGAAGCUCGCCAGAUGAAGGAGCAGCUCAGGCGGGAGCAGCAAGCGCUGGAUGGGAAGGUGGCCGUUGUGAAUAGCAUAGGUCUCAGCAACUGCCGGACGGAAAAGGAAAAAACAACACUGGAGAGCCUGACUCAGCAGCUGGCAGUUAAGCAGAACGAAGAAGGGAAAUUUAGCCAUGGAAUGAUGGAUUUCAAUAUGAGUGGAGAUUCUGACGGAAGCGCUGGAGUCUCAGAGUCAAGAAUUUACAGGGAAUCCAGGGGACGUGGUAGCAACGAGCCCCACAUAAAACGUCCAAUGAAUGCCUUCAUGGUAUGGGCGAAAGACGAACGGAGGAAAAUCCUUCAGGCCUUCCCCGACAUGCACAAUUCCAACAUCAGCAAGAUACUGGGAUCUCGCUGGAAAGCUAUGACCAACCUAGAGAAACAGCCAUACUAUGAGGAGCAGGCCCGCCUCAGCAAGCAGCACCUGGAGAAGUACCCGGACUACAAGUACAAGCCCAGGCCGAAGCGCACCUGCCUGGUGGACGGCAAGAAGCUGCGCAUCGGCGAGUACAAGGCCAUCAUGCGGAACCGGAGGCAGGAAAUGCGACAGUACUUCAACGUUGGGCAACAAGCACAGAUCCCCAUCGCUACGGCUGGUGUCGUGUACCCCGGUGCGAUCGCCAUGGCAGGCAUGCCGUCCCCUCACCUGCCCUCCGAGCACUCGAGCGUGUCCAGCAGCCCGGAGCCCGGGAUGCCGGUGAUUCAGAGCACUUACGGCGUGAAGGGAGAGGAGCCUCACAUCAAGGAGGAGAUCCAGGCCGAGGACAUCAACGGAGAGAUUUAUGAGGAGUACGAUGAGGAGGAGGAGGACCCGGAUGUGGAUUAUGGGAGUGACAGCGAAAACCACAUUGCAGGACAAGCCAACUGAUAAGGGCCAACAGACUGUGGUGAGCCGAGGACUUAGAGAAGCCCUGGCCGGUUCUUCCUUACCAGUGGCCAAGCACAUUGACUCUCUCAUACACUGACUGUUAUUUUAACUGUUAGUCUUAAAUAGUUGGGACAUCAGCUGACAAAUAGACCUCAGCCUCAAAAGGCUCGAAAAGGAAAAGAAAGAAAGAAAGAAAAAAAAUUACAAGCAACCGUCAUCAACAACAAGAGAUCGAAAUAAGCUAUGGGUAACAGUGCCAGUAACUCAGCUGCUAUACCCCAGCACUGAAGUCUCACCCGUCGACUUUUUUUUUAAUAAACUUUAUGGCUGUUUGUUCUAUAUUAGAAAUCCUCACUCAGGUACACAGUGCCAGCAAGUGGCUUGUGAAUGUGUUAUGUUGUUCUGUGCUACAACUUUUAAAAAGAAGUUCUGUUCUGUUCUGUUCUGUUUGGGGGCGUGGGGGGAGUGGUUCUGGGUUUUUCUCUUUUUUUUUUCUUUUCUUUUUGAUUGUUAUCUUGCACCUGACAGACAGGGGGAAGACUGUGGCGGUCAGUUCCCUCCACCCUCUCUCUCUCUCUCUCUCUCUCUCUCUCUCUCUCUCUCUCUCUCUCUCUCUCUCUCUCUCUGGUUUAAAGAUGGAGGCAUGUGCGGGGGGCCGGGGGAGACAGGAAGACGAGAGCCUGUGUUUGCCUUCAUUGCUUCUUCACAACAGAGACAGCAACCGUUUUCCUUAGAGACCCCUGACCUUUGCACAGGACACUACAUCUUUGAGCAAGUGCCAAAUUCAUCCCGAAGCGAUCACCAACUUCCUUUGCUUGCCCUUCCUUUUUCCUGGUUCCUUCUUCCAUUAGGACAGUGUUAAACCUUAGACAGUCCCUCCCUGGAAAGAGCUGACAGACCAGCAAAUGGUGAGACUGGUUUUUGUUUGGUUUGGUUUGGUUUUUUGUUUUUUGUUUUUUUUUCUUUUCUUUUUUCUUUCUUUUUUUCUUUCUUUUUUAUAAUGGAAACUGUAGGUGCCGUUCUCAGGUGAAAAGAGAGAGAGACAAAUUUAGAGAAAAAAUAUUUUCUGAUCUUGGAUUUGUGUGUGUGUGUGUGUGUGUGUGUGUGUGUGUGUGAGACUAAGGUACAUUCCUAUUAGGGAAUAAUGUCAGGCCAUCCUGAGCAAUGCCCUCCUUGUGGGAAUAGAAUUCCACCCCUCCUGAGCGAGCAAGCAGGCUUAGAAGCAACCUCAACCCUGCCUUUGCACUUCCUGGGGUGAUGGAACUAAGUGUGGAGCUCAGAAAUUCUAUUUUUCGAUUUCUAGUAUGCUCCUCCUUGGGUGGACCGGGUGGCCCCGUGGCCCCGUGGCCCCACGGCCCCGGGCACGUCCACGGGAGCCAUGGGAGCGACCAGCCAAAUGCUUCUGGAGGCUCCUUCUCCCCAGACAAUUUGCUUUUUUCUAAAGUUUGCUACUUAGUGAUCCAUGUGUAUGUGUGUGAGCGCGUAUGUUUUUCCUGUUGAAACUUUGAGCAAAGCAAUCAUGAUUUUGACUGAACCUAUUUGCCAUUUUUCAGAAAUACAGAAUUAGCUUAUGUCUCCAAUGUUCCAUCCUUUCCUGACAAGGAAACAUAAUUGAUGGUUUUAUAAGAUUUUUCUUUUCUGUCUCUCCACACAGUGAGGUUAGAGACCGUUUGCGUUACACAAGCGUGGGCCGUGCGUAUUCGACACCCCAAGGACCAGGAUUUGGUUAAACAUCACUGCACCACCACAAAGUGGAGCCUUGAUGCACACAGAGACCCCUUAGCCAGUGUCAUGGUCCUUCCCUGUAAUUUGAGCCUGCGAAAGAUCAAUUGUGGGUGCCGGUGGGGUGUAGGCUCAGAGCAGGAACCAAGGAUGACAGGACAGAUGAUUCCAGUCGCCAGCCGAAAGGCCAGGGCAGCGGUAGGUAGAAAACUGCAGCAUCCUGUCAGGUCACUCCCGAUCGUGCUAAAUAGAGAGAACAAGCACCUCAGCCAGGGGCGUAGUUGUGCCCCGUCCUUUCUCAUGUUGCCAAAUACCGCCCUCAAGUUUGAUUUCCACGCAUAAAAGAGGAAGAAGAGGAGGAAAAGAAAACUCCUCGCUGUUUUUUUCUCUCUCAGAAGGUCUUACUUUGAGGAGUUCAUCAUACCUGCAUGUCAGAGGUUUUCUGUUCAUGGGAUUUUUGUUUGUUUGUUUUUGUUUUCUUCUUAUGACUGUAUUUUCAUUUGAAUUGCCUCUUUUUGCUAGUGUAAAAUUAUGAUUAAAUAAUAAUAAUAAUAAUAGUAAUAAUAAUAACAGUCAGCUGUUCCAAGAUUAGUAAAUUAUGUAUAAUUUAUUUUAUUUCUCCCUAUUUUAUUCUGCUUUGGAUUUGGAAGCUGUUAGGUAUUUAAAACUAAUUUCUAUUUCUAGCUCAUACACACAUACACACACACACACAUGGCUGUAUGUGUGUAUUUACACGCAUAGACACAUAUGUCUGUAUGUGUGUGUACACACAAACACUUGCUUCUCCACCCAUAACUUCCUCUGUGUUAACAGCUUUAGCCCCGGUAGCGUUUCGGUUCUGGUAUUUAAUAUGAAGGGGUGAACUAGGAGGAAUGUCAUGUUCAAUCUUAAUUAACUUAUGCUCUUUCCUCUCAUCUUAGUGAUUUAAUUACCAAUUACCUAGAGCCAGUUUUUUUGUUUUUGUUUGUUUUGUUUCGAAGCACUCUGAAUAAGAAAAAAGAAUAGACACUUGUUUUUAUACCGUUAUAACGUACAAUGUGAAAACAGAUUUAUUAAAAAACAAAUGUUUCUCUGUGUCUUAACAAGUUUCUCCUGACUGAUGUGGGUUCUCCACUGUCGUGUGCUGUGGGUCUCUGUCUCGCAGCACAUUCGAGACAAGCUUGGUUUCCAUUUUCUGACCUUGGGCAACAAGAACACUUUGUUUUAGCUCCAGGUUGAUGCUGCUGACAGCAUCCAAGGCCAAACCCCACCCCAACACAGCAGUGAGUGGGGCAGACUCUCUUUGGUUUGCUUUUGGUUCAUUUGAAGGGAAAAUGGAACUGUUCACGGUGACCUGUAGCUGCUGAAACUCUCUGGUUUAGUUGAGUUUAUGUUCAUAAUUGAACUGUGCCCAGACAAAAGCACAAAGCAAACCCAUGAUGACACGUCGUUCUCUGUGCGGACAUUUCUGUCAGCGGAUGCUGGCUUGGCUUUGCCCAGGAGUUUUUCCCUAGGGGACAACAAAAGCAAAGGUAAUUCUUAUCAUGACUAAAGUACACAGAAGUCAUUUGGGGGAAAGGUGCUUAAAUAGCAACUUAACUGUGACAACAUAAUGCCUUUGGUCCAUUGGUUGGGUGAUGGUUUUUGCAAAGGAUCUUAAAGCAUUGCAUUCUUUCUGUGGCACACAAAGCUCAGGUCAGACAUGGUAGAGGACAUAAGAUGAAACGGAAAGAUGGAAGCUAGCAGACAGCACCCUCCCUCCUUCCCUCUCCCCGCUUAUGGGUUCAAGCCACGCCCAUCUGUCGUCCCUUUCACACACAUUUAUACCAAAACUAAAACGUAGUAAUGCCAAUUUCUUCUUUUUAUAUUUGUUAUCAGGACCUCUAAAGCUAGUCAUAUUUGAUAUAAACCUAAGAAAGAUACAGUGAAGAAAAUGUGUUAAAGCUCUUUGUAAGUCAAUGAUAAUUUGGCUAGUUAUUACAAACAGAAAAAUCACACGCACUUCAGUGCAAUUUUACUCAAAUUAGUCAAGUGAACUCUGAGAUCUCAUUUGUUUGUAGCUAAGAAUUACCUUUGUGUAAAACCCCUCCCAAUGAACACACGUAUCAUGGUCGGAACCAAAUCGUCCCAUGGGGGAUGAAUAUUAGAGCGCCAAGUGUUCUAUAAUGAAGCUACUUCGUAUAUUUGAUUUCUGAAGUACAAUCUACCUUACUUUGCUUGCAGGAAAUUCUCUUUCCCAUUCUGAGGUGUGUUCUCAGAUAUUUCUGUAAUGCAGAACUGGCAGUUUCCUCAGAAGAAUCCUCUUCUGUCUCACUUAAAAACUAUACCGUCCUUACUCUAAAGGGUAAAUUAUUGAAUUGUAAUAACUGUAUAUUUACAAACAGUUUUAUAAAAAUAUUUGUCUAUCAAAUUAAGAGUGAAAUGAAACUUUAUGAGGUUUGCAAAGAAGAAAUACGAAAGCUACUUAAAGUGGCUGAUCUAUCUCAUUGCCUCUUAGGGCCUAGACAUUUCUUUAGCCAGGUUGACACAGUAUUUAAUUUUUCAGCCCCACAGGUUGAAGGUGACAUGCUGAGUUUCCUCCUGCUGGUCCCUGUCUCCCCCAGUAUCUAUCACUGGUCCACUAAAGGCAGUAUUUACUCGGCCUCCCUGACUCUGAAGCACUUAGUCCUCCUAACAGUUUGGAUUUCACAAGCGAUAAAGUUUUGUUUGUUUGUUUUGGUUUUUUUAAUGAUUUUUAAAAAAAUAGAAAAGAGACAAUCAAUGCCUGGAGCUUAAAACAAAGUCUGUGCAAACUACCAUCUCACUUGAAAUUUAAUAAAAUAAGAAAUCGUGUAAAUAUAACAUAGAGUUAUAGAUUUCUAUUUUGUUCAUAACAUAGUGUAAUAUAAGUUGUAUAUUUUCAUGUUUUUGGGUUUUAUGUUAUCAUUCAUGCCACAAUAAGAAUAAAACAGGAGUUUGUGUACUCUUGGGAAAAAGAAAAAGAAAAAAAAAUAAGAUGUGGGUCCCCGCCAGCCUGUUUUUUUUUGCUUUUCUGUUCUUGUUUUCAGUCUGUUUUGUUUGUUUGGCCUUCCCCCUUUCAGUAUUACUGCCGUGCAAGGCACCAAUAAAACAGCAAAUGUGUUCUUUAUCUA